GCGCUGUAAACACCACGCUUGUUAGCUCCUGCAAUUCUUGGAGUUUUUGAGGAAUAAUUUUGAAGAUAUUUAGCAAAUACUUGGGACAAGUUGGUCAUAAAAACAUCAAGUUAGUUUAUACUGUAUCCUGAAAGUGAAAUUUGCUGCUAAAGUGCAUUUUUGAAACGAUAUCGUCCGCUUGUACUAGUUGUAUGGUAGAACAGUGUUGCCAUCCUUCCACGAAAAAUGACAGGAAGAACCAGAACGGGCAGUAUAACGGAACAAAUGGAUGAUAAAACUGUGGAAAUGAUAAUAAGUAAGUUAGCACCAAAAUUAACAGCGAAGAUAGAAAGCCAGUUUGAGAAAUUGAGCAAGCAUUUCGAACAAAUGGAGGCGAAAAUAAACAGUCUGGUCGAUAAAUUGACUUCCAUAGAAGAAGUGGCAGAAUCAAACAAAGUAGAGAUAAAAUCAAUGAAUGAUAGAAUGGAUAAGUUGGAGCAAAAAUUGAAAUCUAACACAUUGAGAAUAAUUGGAUUGGACGAAGAACCCAAUGAAAAUUUGAUAGCCAAAGUAAGCAACCUACUCAAUAACGUGCUGAAAGUUCCAUGCACCCAGCAGGACUUUAAUAAUAUUUACCGUACCGGAAAAAUAAAGAACCAAACUAAACCUCGAACAAUAAUGAUAUCUUUUAUAUCGCAUAUGAAAAGAAACCAGAUUUAUGCAGCGAAGAAACUACUUAAGGGAACAAAUAUGUACAUCAACGAAGAUCUAACGAAGUUACAAUACAGCUUAUAUGGUAUUGCGAAGAAUAAAUUUGGAAAUAAAAAUGUAUGGUCUUCUAAUGGCAGAAUUUUAGCGAGAGUUGGCACCGAUGUGAAAUCAAUCGAAAAACACAUGUUUACUAUCGACAUAGAUUAAACAAACAAAUCGAAUUAGGAGAAUGGGAUUUAGCGGCAAAAAAUAGAAGAAGCCUUGGUGGGAAAGAACAUUGAAAUAAUGUUUUUAUGGAUAUGCUUGCCAAAGUUGAUAAUGAUGCCCUGUUUACACUUUGUUCAUAAUUUGAAUAAUUUUCUGUAUAAUAUCAAUCAUUCUGUCGUAUGUUAAUUGAUCUAAUAUUUACAAUUGGCUCAAUGGAUUCAAAUAUUCCUUGAAUUAAUUAUUAUUUUUUAUUAUU
Messenger RNA from Phaedon cochleariae (mustard beetle), 1153 nucleotides. The record is from the annotation of a GenBank genome assembly. NCBI's taxonomy places the organism in Eukaryota, Metazoa, Arthropoda, Insecta, Coleoptera, Chrysomelidae.